GUAACUUGUUAACGAAGAAAUACUCGUGGCAGCCGGCUGCCGGAAAUAAUUAUGAUUAGUUCUAGAUUUAGUUUGUUUUAAUAAUAUACUCAUCUGUACUUCUAGAAGCAACGAAACUCUUAGAAAUGAAAACUAACUGUAUUUGGGAGAAAUUUUCUCAGCGAUAAAGAAUGUAGUAAUAUUUUCUUGAUCAAUGCUUCAAGAUUGGACGAAUCAAGAGCUGGAACGUUGUAGCAGAUAAAAUUGUAAACGCUCGGAAGCUCCAUCCAACAAAAUCACGAAACCUCAUACUUCUCGGUGGCGCUCCAACCAACCGAACACAGCAUAGGUAUUUCUCUGUCGGUGUUCUACCUUCGCACAUACAAAGAGAAGCGGUGUGGAAAUUGUCGCCAUUUGACAGACCAAACGAGCGACGAAAAUUUUGACAAUGAUGAUGGUGACGUUCAGACUGAAGCUAGUCAAAAUCGAAAGGUUCAAUCGGUGUCCGUACUGGUAACCGGUGGAAUUGAAACAGCUAAAGGAUACUGCUGGAUCCGGGUCGAGUGUGUUUUCUUUCCAACCCACCAACAAAGUUCUUUUGGAAACGCAAAACAGGAAUAAUGGAAGAUGCUGUUUGUAUUCGUGUUUUUUCCCAUUCCCAAUGCUACGUCAAAUGAAGUGUUGGCCGACAAUUGUGCUCAGUGAAGAAGAAAUGAUUACACAACAUCCUCAUCUCCAUGGAAUUUGAGUCUGCUUCGGUGACUGGAUGAAAAAUCCGCAGCCAACAUGAAGAGAUUCAAGUAAUGCCGUGAAACUAUCUACCGAACUGCAAGAGUACAGGGCAAAACUAUUGAAUCACCGGAAGGAAGGAACCUUCAAAAUAGUGAGUCAUUUCGAGUAUUGAUUUUGAGAAGAGGUUCUAGAAAUAAUUUCAAAAGUGUUAGUGCGACCAUCAGUCGAAAAUUUUGUCGCGUGUUCUUAGUCGUGGAAAAUUAAGGAAAAUCACAGAGAAAAGUGAACACCGGUUGAAGGUAGUGGCAGCCGCAGCAGCAGUCUUGGUGCCUUCUGGCACUUGUGCUGUCAACUCACCGAGCUGAAAAAAAACCUUAACGACCGACCACGAUAGAAAGUGUGUCUGUGCCGAAGAAAAACUAGCCUCUGAAGUGUUUACACGUCACUCUCAGAAUAUCCAACUACAAGAAAAACACGUGGUCGUGAAACCCUAGAAUUUUGACAGGACACAAUGGAAGCAUUGUCCCUGACUUGAAGCAGUGUUCAUCGAUCACCAUUAACUAUAUCGAGUAACUUAGGUUACUGGAAGAAAGUGAAACGCCUCUUCGACACCACCAGGAAAAUAUCGACCGUGCGGAACGGAACUUCUGGAGAACAUGGAAGGUUCUGGCGAUGGAUCACCACAAUCGUCGAUGUGUAUGGUAAAAGCAGCUGAACUCUUCCCGAAACCAGUACUCGAGAAGGAGGAAGACAAGUUAAGCGUACGAUUCACUGAAUUGGCCGGUGAAUCCGUCAAAUAUCUCGGUCAAACCGACGACGGUGUACUGGCACUGUCCAAUUACCGUUUGUUCCUGCUGAAAAACUCAACCGGAGCGGAGACUUCCGUACCGUUGGGACUGAUCGAGUCUACCCAAGUGCGCGAUCUGUUCCAUCUGAUCGUCAACUGCAAGGAUGCCAGCACAGUAAAGUGCUCUUUCCUAACAUCGGAACAGUGUUCCGAAUGGCAACGACGGAUAACGCUCUCGAUCGGUAUCCCGGAGACACUGGAAGCACUCUUCGCCUUUCCAUUCCAUGCGUGGGCCUCGGAAUCUCCGACACUGAACCAGGAUAACGAAUGGUACGGUCGAUUGCAGCGUGUCGGAAACUACGACGAUGACUUCCGGAAAGAGGUCGAGCGACUGCAGUUCGAUCUGCAGGGUGCCUGGCGCAUUAGUCAUGUCAACGCCGAAUUCAAACUGUGUCCUUCGUAUCCAAGACUGUUGCUCGUUCCGGCAUGCAUAUCGGACGACACACUGCAGAAUGUUGCAAGUUUUCGAAGCUCGCGAAGGAUUCCAGCAGUGGUCUGGAGGCACGAACGAACCGGAGCAGUGAUUGCGCGCUGCAGCCAACCGGAAGUCGGUUGGCUUGGCUGGAGAAAUUCCAAAGAUGAACAACUACUGAAAGCUCUCUCCGAUGCCUGCGCGUUCGAUCGUGGUACGCAGGGUUCCCGAACGCGUCACAACUCAACGGCAUCCAGCGAAAGCAGUCCACCAAGUCCCGAGGGAAGCCACGAGGAGGUGGAAAUGGAUGAACCGAAAAAAAUUCUUAUUGUCGAUGCACGAUCGUACACUUCCGCGGUAACGAACCGUGCCCGCGGUGGUGGAUGCGAAUGUGCGGAAUACUACCCGAGUGCGGAGAUUCAGUUCAUGAGUCUGGGAAACAUACACGUGAUUCGCAAGAGUUUCCACGCUCUGAGACAGCUCUGUUCGUCACAAUCAGAUAUACCAAACUGGUUGAGUCUUUUGGAGCGCACGAUGUGGCUACAACACAUGUCCGGACUACUGGCGGCAUCGAUGGUCGUAUGUCAUGCCAUCGAAAGAAGUGGGCGUCCCGUACUGGUACAUUGUUCCGACGGAUGGGAUCGUACUCCUCAAAUUGUAGCAACUGCUCAACUUUGCCUGGAUCCAUACUACCGUACCAUCGAAGGCUUUCGGGUAUUGGUGGAACGGGAAUGGCUUAGUUUUGGACACAAGUUUGCCGACCGUUGUGGGCAUGGACCGGGAUCGGAUGAAACUAAUGAACGGUGCCCGGUAUUCCUUCAAUGGUUGGAUUGUGUUCAUCAAAUCCACCAACAAUUUCCAUGCAGUUUUGAGUUCGACAUGGGUUAUCUGAUCAAACUGGCUCAGCAUUCCCAUUCGUGCUUAUUCGGAUCGUUCCUGUGCAACACCGUGAAAGAACGGCUGGAAAACAGUGUUCCAGAUCGAACCUUUUCCGUUUGGCCUUUCAUCUCUGGACCAAUGUACAAGAAUCAUUUAUAUGUGCCGAACCGGGAACGAGUUCUGUGGCCUGCACACAGCGUACGAGAUUUGAGACUAUGGACUGAAGUUUACCUGGGCAGUUGGGGUGGAAAUCAAAGCUCGGCCGACUAUCCGGCGAAUGGCGACGGUGUCAGCGGGCAGGAACUUAACGGCUCAAUGACCAAAACGCGCUCCUACGGUGAUCUUAUGACCGGAGUGAACGCAGGAGGACUGACCAGAAGAUCGAGCGAUCCCAACAUGACAGUCGAUUCGAGUAUUCUUGCCGGAUCGUUAAACCUAUCCGCGGAGAACUCGAUCGAUUCCAACAUGUCCUCGGAUCGGGAAAUUUCACCCGAUCUGAUUGAUCACCACACGAGCUCGCUGGCCAUGAUUCAGCACACGACCCAGAAGCUGCAAAGUUUAACUCAGGAGCUAAACCAGUCCGACGAGGAACUGGAACACAACAUCAAAAAUACAAAACGGGAAGCGAUCGACCGGCAGUGCUCGGCGAUCACCAGCGAAAUUAAUACGUCUAGUCUUUUUAUUAAUGGAAAUAGUGAUAGCUACAAUUUUAAGCCAAUUGUUCCUGAACAGCCCACAAGAACGGUCGUUCCUCAGUCGAGCACUCCACCUCCGGCGAGCCAGAGGCAUCAUCAUCUGGUGGAGAUCGACGAGAACACGUCGCGGAUUGUCAAAAUCGAGAGCUAUCUCGAUGACGUCGUCGAUGGGCGACACAAUGUCGUCCGGGGCGCCAAACCGAUUCCCGCUUCCGACGCGAUCGGUCUCGGUUCGACUGAUAUGAUGGAGAGUGUAGACUUGAGCGGAAAAUCCCCUUCGCCACCGACGGUAGCGCCAUCGCCGCAGCACACCAGUACAAACCUGUGGCAUGGUUCGGUCGAAACUAGUACCGACACGUUGGUUCCUCUGGAUCAGUAUCCGUCGCCGAAACGUAUCAACAAGCUCAGCGAAGGUAGCCUGGAAUCCGACUGUGUGGACCUGUCGGAAUCCGGUGCGGCACCGAACCCUGCGAUAGACUCUGCGGACAACGGCAGUUUUGCCGAUGGCGUCACGACAAGCGUCAACCUGGACGAUAGUAUUAGUUUGAAUCUAGUAGCUAGUAGCAACGGUAGACAUGACCAACACAAAGACUUGAAUGUUAGUAAUGGAAGCGAUUUUACGGCAAGUACUAUUGCUGCCUCCCAGACUGGUGAUAGUAACGGAUGUGAUCUAUUUAGUGAUAGUAAAGAUUAUGAUAGGAAAAAUUACAAUCAUGGUUUAACCAAGAACGAAACUAAUCAAAAUUCUAUACCAAAAGAGCAGGUCGAUAGUCGACUAAAAAUUGUUAUCCCAGAUGCGCAAACCGUUGGAGCUCGUACUAUUACCAAUUCCACGCCGAUUAAACCACCAGCACUAGCAAAUGGUUCAGAGAGUAAGAGAAUGAAAAGCUUAAACCCGAUGGACGAGAGUAUCAUCAUCCAGCCACAGUUCCAACAGUUGGAAAUCAACGGGAAGCACCCGACUGAAACCGGCCCAACAAUGUACUCUCAGCCUGUGUAUGGUCUUUACCAAUAUCACCACCAUAAUCAUCAUAGUCAGAUGAGCUACACUGCAGGCAGUCAACAGAUUCAACUACAACAUCAACAGGCACCUCUGUCGGCGCCGCAUCAUCAACCACAAAAUCAACGACGAAGACGUAACUCAUCCAAUUCGAAAAACGAUAUGAGCCCCAACAAACCAACUAAUGGAAGUAUAUCCCCAAGUGCCACAAAUUCUCGCUUCUCGACGCCGGGUGCCCGCUCACUGCCACUGACACCACCGAGCGUACCGUUUUCAUCCGAGCGUCCGCCGGUAGCCGCCCUUUCUUGUCCCGAUGGCUUGGCCCAUGCUCUAUCGGAGCAAAACCUGCGGUUGCAGCAGAUCGUCUACGAGCACAGGCUCCGCGAAGAGGCUUUACAGCGAGAACUGUACGCUACUCGGUUGGCUUUGCUGAAGAAAACCUGUCACAACUGUAACAACCAGCAGUACGGUAACGAUGAUCCGGUUUACGUUAUCCGUGGUGAGUGUGAUGACGACUUUCGGCUAGAGUCAGGUUUGAUCGGUAGUGCAACUGACCUUGAACUAGUUAGAAUGAACCAUUAUGACACACGCAUAAUGACGACAAUGAUGAUGAUGAUGACGACGAAAUCUCUUACGAAUAGGAAGGGAACAGAUGCCUUCGAAGAUGAGGGUAUUGACCGUAAGGAUACUUUUCAAAUGCUUAGAAACCACUGGCAACUCUAUCGGGGUACUAUUAGCCGUAAUGAUCGCGUCUGUAUCAUUAUCCGCAAGCUACUCGAAAAAGUCAAACGGAAACGUGGCAACCGUUACGACGGGAACACCAUUUGUGGCCAUAACGAUUCGGUGACAUCCAUGGUCGAUUCGAUCAUAGAAAAUGCAUCGAACUGUUCCUGGGAGGCAGUAGACGACCGCAGUGCCCCGUCCUCAGGAGCGAAUUCAUCCCAGCAAAUUACCAGUAGCGUUCUGUGGGUACCAGACCACGCCGUAUCACGGUGUACGACGUGUCAGAUCGAGUUUUGGCUAGGACGGCGAAAGCAUCACUGCCGCUCUUGUGGACAAAUAUUCUGUGCCGAUUGUUCGGAGUAUUGGGCACCACUGCCGGAUGAGAAACUUUUUCAACCGGUUCGAUUAUGUGGUCCUUGCUACCAAAAUGUCGGUGGAAAAAUUUCUAACAGCAGUCUUCAACCAACAACGAGUGGUAGCGUAAUUGUAAAUAAUAGCAGUAUCAGCAGCCAACAUAGCGGUUGCAUGAAUGGAAGUGUUUUAUUAGCUACCAAGCAGCACAACGGAUCAUCAUUACCGGCGGUUAUCCAAGAAGCAAACAAUAACACCGUUGCGGUUGCACUGAUGAGUUCCCUCGGUACACCCGCAGCAAGUGGCUUAUCAACUAGCUUGGAGAACUGCAAACACAACAACUCAAUUACCAGCACGUCUUGCAGCGCUAGCGCCAACAGCAACUCCGACCGGGGGACUUGCAAAGCUACCACAGCUACCAACUAGAGUCGCCGUACUGUUAUACCUCGUCCCAUGUAAGUUCUGUUAUUACUUUUUUAUUUCACUAUUUAUAAACUAUUCGUUCUACCGUU
Malaya genurostris is the source of this 6130-nucleotide messenger RNA. Its product is annotated as myotubularin-related protein 3. The record is from RefSeq and is a predicted model, not a curated record. The transcript is spliced from 15 exons. Gene Ontology annotation, biological process: dephosphorylation; regulation of autophagy. Gene Ontology annotation, molecular function: metal ion binding; phosphatidylinositol-3,5-bisphosphate 3-phosphatase activity; protein phosphatase binding. Bases 1368 to 6044 code for a protein of 1558 amino acids. NCBI's taxonomy places the organism in Eukaryota, Metazoa, Arthropoda, Insecta, Diptera, Culicidae.